AUGGCCAAUUCUAAUAAGGCAAUAUUAGCCCUUGUUUUAUUUGCUAUGAUAAUUUCUUUUAUGUCUGUGGUGAGCUCAGAUGCUCGUCUCUUGUCCGAGUGGAAAUUGGCUAACCGUGCUAACAAAUCCAUAAGGGAAAGUCAACAGUCGUUCGGUAAACUCGGAAGUCAGAAAAGGGCAAUUUCUUAUAUGUCUGUGGUGAGCUCAGAUGCUCGUCUCUUGUCCGAGUGGAAAUCGGCUAACCGUGCUAACAAAUCCAUAAGAGAAAGUCAACAGUCGUUGGGUAAACUCGGAAGUCAGAAAAGGUUGUCGCCUGGUGGGCCGGAUCCUCAACACCAUUAG
Messenger RNA from Striga asiatica, 342 nucleotides. The record is from the annotation of a GenBank genome assembly. Lineage: Eukaryota; Viridiplantae; Streptophyta; Magnoliopsida; Lamiales; Orobanchaceae.